AUGAUAUUAGCACGUACAGCAAAUAAUCAUCAUCAUCAAUAUCAUAGUGUUAUAAAUAGAAGAUCAUCUGCAUCAUCAUCAUCAUCAUCAUCAUUACCAACUGGAUUAUCAUCAAAUGGAAUACAAGUAGAUACAGAAAAUUAUAAUAAAGAUUCAAAUGAAAAUUUAGAUUCUGUAUCAUCAUUUAUGAGUGGUGGAACAGAAAAUAAUUUCUGGAAUGAUUUUUCAUUAUUUUAUAAAGUUUAUAGGCAAUGUGCUAAAGAAGAUUUAACAGUUUGUUUAAAAAUCAAAUUAUUAGCUGGUUUAGAGAAAGCAUCACGUAGUAUUAAAGAAUUCAAUUUAAUAAGUGGUAUUAAAUUUAUACGUGAUGAUAAUGUACAAGAGAAUCUUGAAUUACCAAUUUCUGAAAAUGAAAUUAUAUCAAAUUUACCAAGAUCAUUAGAAGCAAAAGAUGAAACCUUAAAUAAUAUGAUCUUAUCAAAAAUACAAUCUUUUAUUAAAAGUCAUACUUUACAGAUAAAAUUCGAUGAUAAUGAUGAAGUUGAAGAACGUUCUUCAGAAGGUAGAAAAAAGAAGAAAGGACAUGGUGCUCUAAUUAUGAUACCAUUAUUAUUAGGUGGAACAUUUGUACCAAUUGCAUAUGGUGCAUUAGCAUUAUUAGCUGGUAAAGCAUUAAUUGUAUCAAAAUUAGCAUUGGUAUUAGCAUCUAUAAUUGGUAUUAAAAAAUUAUUAAGUGGUGGUGGUCAUAAAGAAUCUGAAGUUGUUGUAUCCGGUGGUCAUACUUCAGGUUGGGGUAGAGAUCUUAAUUUACCAUAUAGUGCAUAUGUACCAAAAGAUUCAACUAACUCCUGUUAUCUAGGAAGUAACAUCAAGCCAACAUGCGGUAUUAAUGAAGAUGUACAGAAUAGACUAGAUAAAGCUAGAACAGACUCCGUUCCAUAUGGUACAACUGGCAAAUAA
This is a messenger RNA of Condylostylus longicornis, 960 nucleotides long. RefSeq lists its product as uncharacterized. The record is from RefSeq and is a predicted model, not a curated record. Bases 1 to 960 code for a protein of 319 amino acids. NCBI's taxonomy places the organism in Eukaryota, Metazoa, Arthropoda, Insecta, Diptera, Dolichopodidae. The transcript is spliced from 3 exons.